Molecule: messenger RNA, 360 nt
Organism: Paraglomus brasilianum
Lineage: Eukaryota; Fungi; Glomeromycota; Glomeromycetes; Paraglomerales; Paraglomeraceae
Source: the annotation of a GenBank genome assembly
AUGCCAGGACAAGAUACGCUCCCCGUAAUAGUUGGAAGUGAAUCGACUUUCGAUGACAUUAUCGCUAAUGAAACUAACAAGUUGAUAGUAGUUGACUUCUACGCGGACUGGUGUGGACCGUGUAGAAUGAUUGCACCAUUGUUUGUGAAAUUGGCUAGUGAACAUAUCGAUGUUAAAUUCCUUAAAGUUGAUGUAGAUGCUCUCACAGGUGUUGCCGCAAAACAUAAUGUUACGGCCAUGCCAACAUUCAAAUAUUUCUACAAUCAGAAGGAAGUUUGUGAAAUAGUCGGCGCUCAACCACAGAAAAUCGGGGAAAAAAUCGAAGAGCUCAAAAAGAAAAUAGAAUGUGGCGAGUUAUAG